AGGGCGAGCGCCAUCUUGUUUUUGUCACUUCCCGUUCCCCCAAAAUCGGGGAAAGAAUUUUGCGAUCGUGCGAAGAAACGGGGAUUAAUAGGGAAACGGGCGACACGGGAGACUUCACCUAAAGACAGUCUGUUCCCGUUUCUGUCAUUGCAGUUGAAGACAUGACAUAGCACGGCCAGGUCAACCUUCCCACAAUGCCCCUGAUCAAGCGGAAUGUGGAUCCCGUGCACCUCUGCAGGGGGUCCCUACCUCAGGGCAUCAGUAAUGAACUAGAGUGUGUCACCAACAACGCACUGUCCGGAAUCAUCCGUCAGCUGAGUAACCUGAGUAAGCAUGCGGAGGACAUGUUCGGGGAGUUGUUUAAGGAGGCCUCGGCCUUCCAGCAUCGCUGUGCGACCUUACAGCAGCGUAUCGACAAGCUGAGGGUCAAGGUCACACAACUGGACUCUACAGUAGAAGAAGUGUCUCUACAAGACAUCAAUAUGAGGAAGGCCUUUAAGACCUCCAUCGUCCCAGACCAGCAGGUCACGUCACGGCAAACCAUGCCGUCCGCCAUGCAGGAUACGUACAACCAGUGUGACAAGCCUCCUCCACUCAACAUACUCACACCUUACAGGGAUGAUGGUAAAGAGGGGCUGAAGUUCUACACAGACCCCAACUUCUUCUUCGAGCUGUGGUGCAUGGAGAUGCAGAAGGAUGUGCAGGCCAUCAAAGACGCACGGCGCAGGAAGCAGAAGCGAGAUCGCGGGCCGCAGCGUACGAAGGACCGGAUCCGUAGCCCGGGUAACAGACUGAAGGAGAUCCAGAAGCAGGCGAAGGGGAAGGAGUUUGCGGAAACGGCGGAGACGCCGGUGGUGAGGACAGCUGGGAACUACGACCAGAUCCAGAACUACAGACAGUCGGGUGCUCAACAGCAAUAUCAGCAGCAGGCCAGGCCUAACCAGGGCUCCCCACCGCCGCCCUACACAGAACAUGAGGACCCGUACGCCUCCCGUAACCGAUACCCCUCCGGCCACGCCCCCAGUAUCAACCGCACCCCCUCCCAGCGCCCUGUACAGGCCCCCCCUCCCCCUCCCCAACAGAACGGCAUGCCACCGCCCGGGUCCCACCUUCCACCCCCUCCCCCACCCCCCGACUCAGCCGCUUACCCCCCCGGGACCGCCACUCCCUCGUCUGCGUCGAGUGAAGCCGGCGCGAGCCCGGCCGGAGCGGCUGCAGGGAAACCGACACAGAAACCAGCCCCGCACCCAGUAGAUGACGCCCGCAGUGACCUGUUAGCAGCCAUCCGGCAGGGGAUCCAACUCAAGAAGGCCGAGAAGAAAGAGCGAGAGGAGAAGGAUCGUCAGACGACCGCCAUGCCGCACGAUGUGGCCUCCAUCUUGGCUCGCCGCAUGGCCGUGCAGUACAGUGAUUCUGAGUCAGAGGGAGGCUCGAGCUACGGGGACGAUGGUGCUUGGGAGGACGAUUAAGGCUUGGACUGACAAGUUACAGGGCUAGGAAAAAAAAUGUUGUGCUUCCUGUUUCCCGACCGACCCUUGAAAACCGUUGCAAGGGACAUAAGUCAUUAAAUUUUUCGAGCUCUAUGAUCUGACACCUGGGUGAUAAAAUGUUGUACAAUUGGUUUCUUUCUAACAUUGACAUUGAAAAUAAAAGUGUCCUGAGGUCUAAAACAAGAAAAAAGAUAAUCCCUACCUACUGACCCUAAUAUUUUCAGGACUGAAACAGGAAACACAGCAUUUUUUUUCCUUGGCCUAAAGGCUUGGACUGACAAGUUUCAGUUCUGAGAUUUCUAGUGAACAUAUUUGUAUGGGCUUCCCUUGCAUGUUAAUUAAGCCCAAAGCUUAAACCAAUGGCUUUCAGUGUAGAAGAAAUUCAUAUAAGCACAUUGUACCUUAAUGACAUCAUAUAACACUGUUCAGAAGCAAUGAGGUGCCACAUUGGAGUGUAAAUUAAUAAACAUACACUGACCA
Branchiostoma belcheri (Belcher's lancelet) is the source of this 1970-nucleotide messenger RNA. RefSeq names its product wiskott-Aldrich syndrome protein family member 3-like. Lineage: Eukaryota; Metazoa; Chordata; Leptocardii; Amphioxiformes; Branchiostomatidae. Gene Ontology annotation, molecular function: actin binding; protein kinase A regulatory subunit binding; Arp2/3 complex binding. The record is from RefSeq and is a predicted model, not a curated record. Gene Ontology annotation, cellular component: cytoskeleton. Gene Ontology annotation, biological process: actin cytoskeleton organization; positive regulation of Arp2/3 complex-mediated actin nucleation. The coding region runs from base 195 to 1469 and encodes 424 amino acids. The transcript is spliced from 9 exons.